Prinia subflava (tawny-flanked prinia) is the source of this 3046-nucleotide messenger RNA. RefSeq lists its product as uncharacterized. NCBI's taxonomy places the organism in Eukaryota, Metazoa, Chordata, Aves, Passeriformes, Cisticolidae. The transcript has 5 exons. Bases 758 to 1420 code for a protein of 220 amino acids. The record is from RefSeq and is a predicted model, not a curated record.
UAGGGGUAGGGAUAGAAACCGGGAUUACCGCGGUCGGGAAGAGCGGCCCUGGGACCGAGCUCGGCACUGCCGCUCCUGCUCCGCCUGCGGCCGGUGCGGGGCUGGAGUCCCACUGGGGCUCAGGGCAGAUCUGCUGCGGCCGCGGAGAACCGGGGCUGUGCCGGUGCCAGUCCUGCCAGGAGAGCGGCGCUUCCCCGGAGUAGACGCUGGAUCGCGGUUCGAAAUGGCGGGGUACGUGGACCGCCGCUCCCAGCCCCGGGACACCCCGGCCGCCGCCUCUCCCUCAGCGCCGCCGGGCCCGCGGGGUGCACCCGGGGGCGCUCCCGGCCCGGCUCCGGCCCGCAGCCCCCGGGGGGCGCUCCCGGCCCCGCCCGCAGCGGCUCCUCCCGCCCGCGGCCCCUUCGGGGAUGCCGAGCCCCGAGCCCGCCGCACUCCCCGCGCACGGCAGCGCCCGCACCCCCGGGGGCUCCCGCCCGCCGCCCCCGGAACGAGCGCGGCUGCAGCGCCGCGGGCCGGAGGAGCCGUUCCGGGCCGGGCGCUGGGGCCGAGCCCGGCGCUGCCGAGGGCCCUGCCGAGGCUCGGGCCGUGCCGCUGACACACCUGACAGGAUAGCCUGAGGGGGAAGGGACACAAAAAGAGCACCAAAUUCGAUCCUUAUGUGAAUAGCUCAUCUGGGGGACUGCACCCACAGCCCGGGCAUUUUCAGCACCCUGCUCCAACCAAGGCAGUCUCAGGUGAUGGCAAUGCCCUGCCUGAGAUGAGAAUGCCAAGUGCCAGCAAGGGAUUCCUCUGCCAAUGCAACUCCUUCUUUUAUGCCAAUACUGCUUCCCACAGCAGCCCCUGGAGUGCCCAAGAGCAGAGCUCCAUGGCCACAUCUGCCCAUGGAAUAACACAGGGAGAAAUGAGCAGGACAAGCCCUGAGAGUUCCUGUGGUCCAUGGCCAGAGUUCUUCUGGAGAGUGCCAGGGCUGCUCCUGCCUGCAGAGGGGCCUUUGCUGCAGCUCCUGGCAGUGUGGGCAGGAGGGCCCAGGAGACCCAGGAAGGGAAGCAGCCCCUGCUGUCCUUGGAUCUGCAGGGAGGAGCUGUGUCCCAGUGUUCCCCCGGGGCAGCAGCGUCCAAACACAGCCCGGGGAUGGGCACGGGCACGGCUGAGGGGCUGCCCGCAGCUCCUGGGCCAGGGGCUGCUCUCCACAAGCACCUGGAGAUGCUGCAGCCUGGACAGAGCCCACGGACAUCCCAAAAACACCCCCAGGAACAGCUGGAAUGCCUGGGAAUGUCAGCACGUUUGGUCUGCAGAGGAGCUCAGACAGCAAUUCCUGGUGCCACCUCCUGGAGCUCCCACACACCCCCCAGUUAUUCCAGGUUUUUCCAGUAAGGAGCUUCAAGGAAUUCAGGCAAAUGACCACAGGGGACAGCUGUAAAUUCAAAGGCAGAAAGAGAAGACCUACCAGCAAAGGAGAAAGGCUUCAGAAAACAUCUCUGCAAUUAAUAAUCAUUUCCAGUUCCCCGGUGAGAAGAACACAAACUCACAGCCACUCAGGCCUGGCAGUCCCCUGCAGUGAGAGCUCAGCAGACACCUGCAGAGGCAAGGCCAGCAUCUGAAAGAAAGAAGAAGAAAAAGGUGACUUCUUCUGUUUCAAAGUUAUUCCAAGUUCUCCAGCCCAUUGAUGCACCAAAAAAGGAACCCAGGGCAAACCACAGCCUGUGCGGGGCACACAACCCACAGCCUCUGAGAUCCACCUGCCAGGGGAAGGAUGGUCACCUGUCCAGGAUCUCCAGGGCAAUAUUCCAACCACAGCCGCAGCAUUGGCCAGUCCAGACAUGCAGAACACAGCACUGACCAAAAUCUCUCCCUCGAGCACAGGAUGGAGCAACUUCCCAAGAAAGGAAGGGCUGCUUGGAAGGGCAGCACAGCUCUGCACUGGGACAGAAGCACAGGAGGAACCCAAGAGUUUGUUACAGCCCUGCAGCACAGCCAGAGCAGCUCUCCAGGCUGGACUGCUGCCCAUGGCCCACCACAUCCCUAAAAACCACCCAGCACACACACCAGAACAGCUGGAGCACAGAUCCAAGCCUGCCCUGCAGCUGCCAGAGACAAGAACAGCUUCAGGUCAUUUUUUUCCUGAGAACAAAGUGAAAAUACCAACAUCAGCUUGCUAUUGUGGAGGAGGCUUGAGCUACCAAGGGUCACACCAGAUCUCAGCAUACCUUGGAAACUUUCAUUCCCACUCAAGUUGAAAAACUGCCCAGAAAAAAUCACCUCAACCAAAGCUGUAAUUUGGGGGAAAUGAACUUAUUUUCUUCCAUCUUGCUGAUACAAUUUUGUGCAGUUUGUACUUCCCAAAUGACUUCUAAAAUUCUACCAAAUUUAUUCCAAUCCUUUAUUUACAUUAUGCCAUUAUUAGAAGAAAAAUUUUAACUAUUUUGGAGGCUUGUACCUCAUUCAGGUGACAUUUUCCUUUGCAGAGCUUUUGAAAUAAGCCUCUGCUUUGCCUCUCACAGGUGCUUUAGCGUUGUGACCACGAUUUCACUUUCUUCCCUGUGUAUUUCGGAAGAACUUGGAAUUUCAAGAAUCAAAUAUGAAAAUUUACUGAAAACUCUGAGAAACAGAGACAAAAGUGAGAAAGGCUGUGUUUGAUGGGGAAAUGCUGGACUUCUGCAGAUCAGCAAUAGCACAGUUGAUGUUGCAGGGCAAUACCCAUAAAUGCAUUUACCUAUAUGAGGAAAGGCCACAGAUUGUCUGGGCAUUGAUCAGUCAUUCAUCAUUAACAGCCCAAUAUCCCACAGUGGUGUGAGCAACAAAGGGUCACAGCAGAUCUCAGCUUCAUCUCAAAAACUCUCAUUCCCUUCCCAGUUAAACAACUGUCUGCAAAAACCACCUGAUCAAAAGACGUGAUCCGAAGGCAACAAAUGCAUUUCUUCCAUCUCACCAACACCAUUGGGCACUUUGUACUCCCUGGGAUACUUCUGAAAGCUAUACAAAAAUCUACUCAAUUUCUCUACUUACUUGCAUCAUGUCAUUAAUUACAGGAAGAAGUUGAACUAUU